Ictidomys tridecemlineatus (thirteen-lined ground squirrel) is the source of this 6123-nucleotide messenger RNA. NCBI's taxonomy places the organism in Eukaryota, Metazoa, Chordata, Mammalia, Rodentia, Sciuridae. The record is from RefSeq and is a predicted model, not a curated record.
UCUGGGUAGAGAAGUUGCUCCUACUCCAUCUAGCUCCUUUCUCCCCUUCCAGGUGGCCAGUGAUGUGAAGGGCUUAUAUGAGACCCAAAAGAAGGAAAACCACGUGGCUGGGAAAAAAAGAGAGAUGGCAAGAAAUAAAUUGAAAAAAUUCACUACUUUGGAGAUUAUCCUUAGUGUCCUUCUGCUUGCAGUGUUCAUCAUCGCUGUUGUUUUAAUUGUGCUUUUAGCAACAGGUUCUACGGAAUCAAAAGCCCCAGAUCCUGGGACCACAAGUAUCACCCCUAAUUCUACUGAAUGCCCAGUGGUAACUGAAUCUGAACGGAUAAACUGUAUCCCUGACCAGCCACCAACAAAGGCUACAUGUGACCUGCGUGGCUGCUGUUGGGAAGCUCAGGAAACCAUAGGUAUUCCUUGGUGCUACUAUUCUAAGAAUCAUGGCUACCAAGUGCAGGGGGAUCCUGUAAACACAAAUGCAGGAUUCACAGCGCAGUUGAAAACUCUGCCUUCUUCAUCCCCAUUUGGAAAUGAUGUUGACAACGUUCUUCUCACAGCCGAAUACCAGACAUCCAACCGUUUCCACUUUAAGUUGACUGACCAAACCAAGGACAGGUAUGAAGUGCCUCAUGAACAUGUACAACCCUUUAAUGGAAAUGCUGCUGCUUCCUUGAACUAUGAAGUUGAGGUCUCUAAACAGCCAUUUAGCAUCAAAGUGACCAGAAGAAGCAACAAUCGUGUUCUGUUUGACUCAAGCAUCGGGCCCCUCCUGUUUGCGGAUCAGUUCCUGCAGCUCUCCAUCCGCCUGCCUAGUGCUAAUGUGUAUGGUCUGGGAGAACAUGUGCACCAACAAUACCGGCAUGACAUGAAUUGGAAGACCUGGCCCAUAUUUACCAGGGACACAACCCCCAAUAAGGAUGGAAAUAACUUGUAUGGUGCUCAGACAUUUUUCCUGUGCCUUGAAGAUGCUAGUGGAUUAUCCUUUGGGGUGUUUCUGAUGAACAGCAAUGCCAUGGAGGUCACCCUCCAGCCUGCCCCAGCAAUCACUUACCGUACCAUUGGGGGCAUUCUUGACUUCUAUGUGUUCCUGGGAAACACACCAGAGCAAGUUGUUCAAGAAUAUCUAGAGCUUAUUGGACGGCCAGCUCUACCUUCAUACUGGGCACUUGGAUUCCACCUCAGCAGGUAUGAGUAUGGAACCCUAGAAAACAUGAAAGAAGUCUGGAAGAGAAACCGGGCAGCACAACUCCCUUAUGAUGUUCAACAUGGCGAUAUUGAUUAUAUGGAUGAGAGGAGGGACUUCACGUAUGACCCAGUGGAUUUUAACGGCUUUCCUGAGUUUAUUAAGGAGUUACACAAUAACGGACAGAAAUUUGUUAUCAUUGUGGAUCCAGCCAUCUCCAACAACUCUUCCCAGAGCCAUCCCUAUGGCCCAUAUGACAGGGGCUCUGCUAUGAAGAUAUGGGUGAAUAGUUCAGAUGGAGUGAAUCCACUCAUUGGGGAGGUAUGGCCUGGUAAAACUGUGUUUCCUGAUUACACCAAUCCCAACUGUGCUGUUUGGUGGACAAAGGAAUUUGAGCUUUUCCACAGUGAAGUGGAGUUUGAUGGAAUCUGGAUUGAUAUGAAUGAAGUCUCCAACUUUGUUGAUGGUUCAGUUUCAGGAUGUUCCAAAAACAACCUCAAUUAUCCCCCCUUCACUCCAAGAGUCCUGGAUGGGUAUCUCUUCUCCAAGAGUCUCUGCAUGGAUGCAGUACAGCACUGGGGCAAGCAGUAUGAUGUCCACAACCUGUAUGGCUACUCCAUGGCGAUCGCCACAGCAGAAGCUGUCAAGACGGUGUUCCCUAAUAAGAGAAGCCUCAUCAUAACCCGUUCUACCUUUGCGGGGUCUGGCAAGUUUGCAGCGCAUUGGUUAGGAGACAAUGCAGCCACCUGGAAUGACCUUCAGUGGUCCAUCCCUGGCAUGCUUGAGUUCAACCUUUUUGGUAUUCCAAUGGUGGGUGCAGACAUAUGUGGCUUUGCAUUGGAUGCCCCUGAGGAGCUCUGCAGGCGGUGGAUGCAGCUGGGAGCAUUUUAUCCAUUUUCCAGAAAUCACAAUGACCGAGAAUACAAGGACCAGGAUCCUGCCUCCUUUGGAGCUGACUCCUUGCUGAUGAAUUCGUCCAGGCACUACCUUAACAUUCGCUAUACUUUAUUGCCUUACCUGUACACUCUCUUCUACUAUGCUCACAGCCGAGGGGACACAGUGGCCAGACCUCUUCUACAUGAGUUCUACCAGGACAGUGAAACUUGGGAUGUGCACCGGCAGUUUUUAUGGGGCCCAGGUCUCCUCAUCACUCCAGUUCUGGAUGAGGGUGCAGAGAAAGUAACGGCAUAUGUGCCUGAUGCCAUCUGGUAUGACUAUGAAACUGGGGCCCAGUUGAGAUGGAGGAAGCAAAAAGUUGAGAUGGAAAUUCCUAGAGACAAAAUCGGACUUCACCUUCGAGGAGGCUAUAUCUUCCCCACACAGCAGCCAAGUACGACGACUAUGGCCAGUCGACGGAACCCUCUUGGUCUCAUUAUUGCCCUGGAUGAGAACAAAGAAGCAACAGGAAAACUUUUCUGGGAUGACGGGGAAACCAAAGAUAAAGUUAUAGUGGACACAAAGAGAGCAGAGUUAGAACAGGAAUCCAGUUCUGUUGGAGUCCCUCAUUGUUAUUUUGUCAAUGAUCUGUACUCUGUGAGCAAUGUCCAGUACAACUCCCAUGGGGCCACGGCUGACAUCUCCUUAAAGCCUUCUGUUUAUGCCAACACCUUCCCCUCCACACCUGUGAAUCCCCUCCACCUGCAGGUGACCUACCAUAAGGAUGAAAUGCUGCAAUUUAAGAUUUAUGAUCCCAACAAUAGUCGGUAUGAAGUCCCAGUCCCCCUGAACAUUCCCAGGGCUCCAUCCAGCACCUCCGAGAAUCGACUCUAUGAUGUCCUCAUUAAGGAGAAUCCAUUUGGAAUUGAAAUUCGCCGGAAGAGUACAGGCACUGUAAUUUGGGACUCUCAGCUCCUUGGCUUCACCUUCAAUGACAUGUUCAUCCGCAUCUCCACCCGCCUGCCCUCCAAGUACAUCUAUGGCUUUGGGGAAAAUGAGCACACAGCCUUCAGGAGAGACUUGAACUGGCACACGUGGGGCAUGUUUUCCAGAGAUGAACCCCCCGGGUACAAGAAGAAUUCCUAUGGCGUCCACCCCUACUACAUGGGACUAGAGGAGGACGGCAGUGCCCAUGGAGUUCUCCUGCUGAACAGCAAUGCCAUGGAUGUGACUUUCCAGCCCACACCUGCUCUGACAUAUCGUACCACAGGGGGAAUUCUGGAUUUUUAUGUGUUCUUGGGGCCAACUCCAGAGCUUGUCACUCAACAGUACACAGAGGUGAUUGGCCGACCUGUGAUGGUACCUUACUGGUCUCUGGGGUUCCAGCUGUGUCGAUAUGGAUAUGAGAAUGAUUCUGAGAUUUCCAGCUUGUAUGAUGAGAUGGUGGCUGCCCAGAUCCCCUAUGAUGUGCAGUACUCAGACAUUGACUACAUGGAGCGCCAGCUGGACUUUACCCUCAGCCCCAAGUUUGCUGGGUUUCCAGCCCUGAUCAAUCGCAUGAGGGCUGAUGGGAUGCGGGUCAUCCUCAUCCUGGACCCAGCCAUUUCUGGCAAUGAGACAAAGCCCUACCCUGCCUUCACUCGGGGAGUGGAGGAUGAUGUCUUCAUCAAAUAUCCAAAUGGUGGAGGCAUUGUCUGGGGAAAGGUGUGGCCUGAUUACCCUGAUAUUGUUGUUAACAGCUCUCUAGACUGGGACAGUCAAUUGGAGGAAUACCGAGCUUAUGUGGCCUUCCCAGACUUUUUCCGUACUUCAACUGCCUUGUGGUGGAAGAGAGAAAUUGCAGAACUGUACAAUAAUCCAGAGAAUCCAGAGAGGAGCUUGAAGUUUGAUGGCAUGUGGAUUGAUAUGAAUGAACCAGCGAGCUUUGUGAAUGGGGCUGUUCCUGCAGGCUGCAGUGAUGCCAGUCUGAACCGUCCUCCCUACAUGCCACAUCUGGAGUCCAGGGACCGGGGCCUAAGCAGCAAGACCCUGUGCAUGGAGAGUGAGCAGAUCCUUCCAGAUGGCUCCCGCGUGCGACACUAUGAUGUGCACAGCCUGUAUGGGUGGUCCCAGACCAGACCCACAUAUGAAGCUGUGCAGGAGGUGACUGGACAACGAGGGAUCGUCAUCACCCGCUCCACAUUCCCCUCCUCUGGCCGCUGGGGAGGACACUGGCUGGGAGACAACACUGCCGCAUGGGACCAGCUGAAGAAAUCUAUCAUUGGCAUGAUGGAGUUCAGCCUCUUUGGCAUCUCCUAUACGGGAGCAGAUAUCUGUGGGUUCUUCCAAGAUGCUGAGUAUGAGAUGUGUGCUCGCUGGAUGCAGCUGGGAGCCUUUUACCCCUUCUCCAGGAACCACAACACCAUUGGCACCAGGAGACAAGACCCUGUGUCCUGGGAUGCUGCCUUUGUGAAUAUUUCCAGGAGUGUGAUGGAGACCCGAUACACCCUGUUGCCAUAUCUGUACACCUUGAUGUUCAAGGCCCACACGGAGGGCAGCACUGUGGUGCGGCCUCUUCUGCAUGAAUUUGUGUCAGACCAGGUGACAUGGGACAUAGAUGAUCAGUUCCUGCUGGGUCCAGCCUUCCUAGUCAGCCCUGUGCUGCAGGCUAAUGCCAGAAAUGUCACUGCUUAUUUCCCAGAAGCCCGCUGGUAUGAUUACUACACGGGUGUGGAUAUUAAUGCAAGGGGAAUGUGGAAGGACUUGGCAGCCCCUCUUGACCACAUUAACCUUCAUGUCCGUGGGGGCUACAUCCUGCCCUGGCAGGAGCCUGCACUGAACACACACUUGAGCCGCCAGAAAUUCAUGGGCUUCAAGGUUGCUUUGGAUGAUGAGGGAUCUGCUGAGGGCUGGCUCUUUUGGGAUGAUGGGCAAAGCAUUGAUACCAUUGAAAAUGGAUUAUAUUAUUUGGCCCACUUUUCUGCCAGCCAGAAUACAAUGCAGAGUCAUGUAAUUUUUAACAAUUAUGUUGUUGCUACAAACCCAUUGAAAUUGGGCUACAUUGAAAUCUGGGGUGUGGGCAGUGUCUCUGUUUCCAGUGUGAGCAUCACUUUGAGGAACGGGAAUGAAAUACCCCCCUUCACCUACAACUCUACAACACAGGUGUUAAAAAUUGAUGUGACCAGCAAAAGCAUCAGCCUACAUGAUUUCCUUUCAUUGACAUGGAAAAGCUCUCCAUAAAUUUUUAGAGCAAGAUCCUAACUUUGAACAAUUCUGAAGAUACUUAUACUUCAUACCCAUAAAAUUAUUGUGCAUUGUUAUUGAUUCUUGCCCAGUAUGGAUAAGAUAUUUUAUUGAUUUGAUCAUGUUUUGUCUGUGAAUCCUAAACAUUAAAUUUUAGCUCUGUGCGAUAGACAGUAGAGAGGUGUGGAAAAUCUAUGGAUUCUCUUAACAUGUGUGAUUAUAUGGUACAGAUGAUUCAUCAUAUGAGGAUGAACUAGUCCCAUGCAGUGUGUGUAUGUGUGUGUGUCUGUGUAUGUAAUUAUGGAAUGGGCCCUAUUUUCUUGCUAUGGACAUAGAAAAAACUUGUCAUGACAUUUCCUGGUCUUGAAGCUAAGCAGUACCUCAAGAAAGCAUUCAUAAAGAGCAUCUGCAAGUUGCUUAUAGGGAGAGGGGAAAAAUAUGCUAAGAACAUGAUGUAAGAGAGGAAACCAUAUCCACUCAGGAAGACCAUAAAGACAAAAGCAUUUAUUUACCUUACACUUUUGACAUCUUCUGUUAACAAUAGGGAAAUAAAAUAUAGGUACAAGAUAAGCAGGGAAGAUUUGAGGCCACAAAAGAUGAUGACAAAAGUGAUCACAAAUUGUCAGGAAUAGUGGCCUCACGGGGAAGGGAAAAGAAGAGUCAACUCAUUUGAAAGAGAGCAGUGAAGGAGUUUGGGUAUGAAAGGUAAUUUAUUUUCAAACUAGUGUGCUUUGAAGAAAUGUAUAAAUCAUGUGUGUCCACCUUGCCUAAUAUGUGUAACCACAAUUCACACAAACACAUGCAAUCUAUGUGUCACAGAAAAAUAAAAGAAGUGAAUUUGAAAAAGA